This is a messenger RNA of Punica granatum (pomegranate), 2782 nucleotides long. The record is from RefSeq and is a predicted model, not a curated record. Lineage: Eukaryota; Viridiplantae; Streptophyta; Magnoliopsida; Myrtales; Lythraceae.
CAUCCCACACCAACUCCAAGAAUCGGCUCGAUAAUCUCCGAAAAGUCAGACAACUGUUUUUCUAUAAGCAGCUCGACUGAUACCUUAAGUGACCCGAUGCUGACUCUGCAACUCGUGCGGUAGACAUAGUGUGCCGAAACUGUCGUAUCGGGGCCUUUGUUAUGGUUUUUUCGGGUCUUUCGAUGAUAGGGUUGGGUUGUGUGGCCUAAACUAUUGCAUGGCGGGUUUCAUGCACUGUUGUAUUGACGAUGAAUGAUUGCUUCAACUGCUGCCCAAAAGUAAAAAUGAUCCCCAUGAGAGGCUAGACAGGCCAAAAAGUCAGUUUAUUCGGUUCCUUCCUCUCUUCCUCUUUCCUUCCAUCUCAGAGCAAAAGGAGGAAGAAGAGGAAGAGGAGGACGACGAACCACAAACCAGAGGAAGAAGAAGGGAGAAACACUCCAGUCCUAAUGCAAGUUCUUGUCCCAAUCCCGACUACAUGGGAUUUUCUCCUCAUACUGUCUGCCUCCUUCCUCUUCUUCUUCUCCCCGGCCCUCUCUAACCCGAGAAUUGAGGAGGCAGGGCUGCAAUGCGUGAGCACGACGGCAAACCUCUCUCUCAGCAUGAUUCCCAACUUUGGGACCAUCAUGAGGUCGAUCCAAGACCAGGUCACAAACCAGCAGUGGGGAUCUGCCUCCAUCACUCAGCUACCGCCCGUGCUUUACGGGCUGGCCCAGUGCCACAGGGACUUGAACCAGUCAGACUGCCUGCUGUGCUAUGCUGAGAGCAGGACGAAGCUGCCUCGAUGCAUCCCGAGAGUAGGCCGCCUCUACCUCGAUGGCUGCUUUCUGCGCUUUGACAUCUACAACUUCUUCAAUGAAUCGGUCGACCCCAAACACGACAACUUUACAUGUGGGUCCCAAGCAGCCACCAACUCGACAGCGAGGCUCUUUGGGGAGAGAGUUGGGAAAGUCCUGGCGAAUGUGACGGGAACCGCCAUAGCAAACAAGGGCUAUGCAGUGGCAGGAGAGGAUGGUACUGCUGGUAAUUUAGGGGUCUAUGCCCUCGCACAGUGUUGGACCACCGUCAGCGAGAGCGGGUGUAGGGACUGUUUAGAGGAUGCAGCUGCGAAGGUAAAGGGCUGUGUGCCCAGGACCGAGGGAAGGGCCAUGAAUGCCGGGUGCUUCCUGAGGUAUUCCAAUCAGAAGUUCUACAGCGUGCCCAUCGAUGGAGGAUCAUCGAACCGGAGCAUCAUCAUCGUGAGUACUUCUAUUGCUGCUGCAGUUUCUUCACUCGUUAUAAUUGGAGUUUUCAUUGGAUACAGAAAACUAGCCAAGAGGAGACAAGCACGCAGGAACGCAAGUCGGUUACCUGGUUUUAUGAGCAAGUCCAAGUUGAACUUCAAGUAUGAGACGCUGGAAAAAGCCACGAAUUUCUUUGAUGACUCGAGGAAAUUAGGCCAGGGUGGGGCAGGGUCGGUCUACAAGGGGAUCCUCCCUAGUGGGAAAGUCAUCGCGGUGAAGAGACUAGUGUUUAAUACACGCCAAUGGGUUGAUGAUUUCUUCAACGAGGUGAAUCUGAUCAAUGGAAUCCAACACAAGAACCUUGUGAGGCUACUGGGUUGCAGUAUCGAAGGCCCAGAGAGCCUCCUCGUCUAUGAAUAUGUCCCGAAUCGGAGUCUAGAUCAGAUCCUUUUCACGGAUAAUGCAAUCCAUAUCUUAAAUUGGCACGAGCGGCUUCACAUAAUCAAGGGAACAGCUGAGGGGCUUGCUUAUCUACACACUGGCUAUGGGCUGAAAAUCAUCCACCGCGACAUAAAAACGAGCAACAUCCUUCUCGAUGAGAAAAUGACUGCAAAAAUCGCCGAUUUUGGACUUGUACGAUGUGUGGCCCCCGAUAGAUCUCAUCUUACCACUGGAAUUGCCGGGACACUGGGAUAUAUGGCUCCGGAAUACCUCGUUAGAGGACAGUUAACAGAGAAAGCGGAUGUUUACUCUUUCGGGGUACUGGUUCUUGAAAUUUUGACCGGUCGUAAGAACAGUGUAUUUGCUGAGGGGUUGGGCUCUGUAUUACAAUCAGUUUGGCGGGAUUACAAGUCGAGAAAUCUUCAUGAAUCUAUGGAUCCUGCCCUUGGGGAAGAUUUCCCUGAUAUGGAGGUGGCAAAUGUCCUCCAGAUAGGGUUACUUUGCACACAAGCUUCGGCUGAAUUACGACCUUCGAUGCCCGAAGUAGUUGAGAUGCUCAACAAUAAACACUGCGUGGUCCCCGACCCAAAACAACCUCCUUUUCUCAGUGCCAGCGUGCUAUCUUCCGACAACUCCACAAGAAGCUCAAGCACUGGGGUCACGAACAGACUGUCAGAAAUCUCAUUCGCGUACACUGCUAGGUCAUCUGUCCAGGAGAGCCCCCAAUCCAACAGCCAAAUCACCGAUGUGUCAGGGCCUCGGUAGGAUUGGCUACAACAGACUAGGAUUAUUCUUUUGUACAUCAAAACAGAAACACUGUUUAGGGAAAGUUUGCGGCAGCAGCAUUGCUCGAGAAGAUCAAUCCAUCGGACAACAAAGUGCAUUCACCGACUUUUGCUGAGGAACAGGAAGGGAAAUUUUCACAGCUUUUCAGGUUCUCUUUCUUCUUACGGUUUGCUUCUCCUUGACGUCAGAUUUGGUUUUUCUGUUAAGGUUUCUAUGGAGUUUUUUGGAAUGGCGUUGUUAUAGCAAUAGACAGAGCAUAGUCAUUACAAACACAAUGUGAAAAAGAACAGAAUGAACAGCUCAACUCUUUUACAUUGUUCAAUUAUGUGAUAGAA